Phytophthora nicotianae INRA-310 is the source of this 177-nucleotide messenger RNA. RefSeq lists its product as hypothetical. NCBI's taxonomy places the organism in Eukaryota, Oomycota, Peronosporomycetes, Peronosporales, Peronosporaceae. The coding region runs from base 1 to 177 and encodes 58 amino acids. The record is from RefSeq and is a predicted model, not a curated record. The transcript is spliced from 2 exons.
AUGGUGGAUUCGCCUUUCUCGCGGAUUGCAUUCAAAAAGUCUGCUCGCUGGAGACUCCGCGCACCACGUCCUAGUAGGACUCCUACCGAAGAGGCCAUGAGGAGCAGACGUCGCUCUGAGACUCGUGGACGACGACGGCGCGUCAGGGACUACGUCAUCAUCUUGAAGAUUACGUAA